AUGAAUAUCCGUUUGCGCAGACACAGAGACACGAGAUCGGCACCAGCAACAUCAACAUCAAUACCAAUAUCGACCAACCUCGAUUUUCCAGGUGCGCAACCUCGCCGCACCACCCUUAGGGAACGACUCUGGAGUCCCACAACCGCAGGCGCAGCUGUACCCCAGCCGACUUAUAUUGAAGCAACAUUGGACGCAACCCACACAACUUCACGCAAGGAUGAGAACAGAUCAAGAUCAAGAUCACGAUCACGAUCACGAUCUUGCAUCACCAAGAAGAACCGUCGCCGCCACAUGCGGCCUCACACCCGACGCAAUCGCAGCACCACCUCCAAACAACCCUACGUCUACACCGCCACACCCUUCACAAACCACCUUCCCUCGUUCCAGCAGCAAGCUCAGCAUACCCAACCACCUCACGGCAUCCCAGAUCGAUGUAAAACAUUCCUCAAAGCGCUCCGUCGAAAACUCCACCUCCUGAAAUUCAGCUUCCUCAUGCAAUUCGACCGUUUCCGUAUCUGGCUCUCCCAAAAGUCCAAAGAAAACUUCUCCAAACUCAGCGAAUGGCUGGAAACCCACAUCCCGCGCAGCAAGCCCGAGCCGGCAAGACGUCCCCUCUUUCCCUAUUGCCCUGAUAGCUGUAAUGCAGCGACGAUAGCUGCUAGCAGAAACGGCAGCAAUGGAAGCGGUGGCGCUGGUGAUGGCGAAGGCAAGAGAGGAGGCAGACUACGACGCUUAUCCGAGUCGACGGUGAAGAGUCUCAAGAAAGCGUGUAGCUUAAAUUCGGAGAGGGACGAAUUGAGGGAGGAGGACCGGAGGGCGAUGAGGAGGCUGGACGAGUUGUGGAGGAGUGGGGAUGAUGAUUAUUGA
Endocarpon pusillum Z07020 is the source of this 867-nucleotide messenger RNA. RefSeq lists its product as uncharacterized. The transcript has a single exon. Bases 1 to 867 code for a protein of 288 amino acids. The record is from RefSeq and is a predicted model, not a curated record. Lineage: Eukaryota; Fungi; Ascomycota; Eurotiomycetes; Verrucariales; Verrucariaceae.